AUGGCUUCCACCGAGCAAGACCCCCUCCUCCUGCUUCGCCAGUCCAUCGCGUCUGGAGGCGCAAUUCUACCGACCGCGUCUAGCGACGUCUCAGCGCAAGAAGUUCCCCUUUCGCAAGCGACGCACCUCACCUUCUCCACCCCCUCCCACAUAUCCCUCCCUAUCGAUAUCCAAACCCGAUUCACCUCGAACGAUACCCCUGUAGAUCUGCGCAGUAUCUACAUCGCCUGGUUGAAGCGAGAAGUCGCAAUUCCCGAGUACAAUGCCUCUGUAUCGAAGCUUAAUGAGGAGCUCGGGGACAAGGGACAAGUCCGCAUGCUUGCCUUUGUCGAGCGGCUAGAUCUUAUCACAUGGCUCGAGGGAGCUAGCGAAGAAUGCGAGUACAUCAAGCCGCUGGCCGGAGAUAAGGAUGGCUCAACUUCUACUGCAGCUGCAGCUCUUGCUUCCAAGGGUGCAGCAGCUCCCGCAAUCGGUGCGAAGCUAGGGAGAUCUGGGAAGGGUACCUUGGAUCCAAGACUUGCGGUUAUCUAUAACAGCGAGCGCAAGAUGGGCGAUCGAAACAGUGUACUUAGAGGCAUCAAGCCAACGGACUUCUCGCACGUUCGAAAGCUAGCUGCGCCCCUCAUGUCCAAGAAGUCGCAACAAGCUCCACCUACUGCCAUAUCUAAUAAUCCGGCGCUGGCCACACACAAGAAACCUAGACGACCCGAUCCUAUUAUCCUACUUUCGCCUUCCGCCUCCUCUCUCCUCCGCAUGACGAAUGUCAAGUCUUUCCUCGAGAAUGGCCAAUAUGUUCCGCCUAACUCGCUGUCUGCUAGUUCCAGCACAGGUGCGAGUAUGCUGCACAUCAACCGCCUACUGAAGGACAUCGACCCGAAUCGACCUAUGAGGUUUAUCUUGGUCGAAGGCCCUGAGCAGUUCAAGCCAGAAUAUUGGAAUCGGGUGGUCGCAGUCUUCACGACUGGCCAGAGUUGGCAGUUCAAGAACUACAAGUGGAGCAACCCUAGCGAGUUAUUCCGCCACAUUCCCGGUAUCUACGUCGGCUGGCGAAACGAAAAGCCCCCCGAGGCCGUACGUAACUGGGGGCACAGAGUAAUGAGCGUCGGCAUAGAUCCCUGGAAGGAGUCGGUUCAUAAUACGAUAGAUUCGAGCCGGUGGAGGGAUCAUGAGAUCGUUGAGCAUAUUUGGAAGGCUAUCGAGGGGAACAUGAGAAGCAAGGGCUGGAGACGAGAUCAGGCUCCCUCAUCGAUAUGA
Molecule: messenger RNA, 1254 nt
Organism: Daldinia loculata
Lineage: Eukaryota; Fungi; Ascomycota; Sordariomycetes; Xylariales; Hypoxylaceae
Product: CDC73-domain-containing protein
Exons: 2
Coding region: 1-1254 (417 amino acids)
Biological process (GO): positive regulation of transcription elongation by RNA polymerase II; transcription elongation by RNA polymerase II
Cellular component (GO): Cdc73/Paf1 complex
Molecular function (GO): RNA polymerase II complex binding
Source: RefSeq, a predicted model, not a curated record